Messenger RNA from Mytilus trossulus (common blue mussel), 2180 nucleotides. RefSeq lists its product as uncharacterized. The record is from RefSeq and is a predicted model, not a curated record. The transcript has 2 exons. Bases 72 to 2102 code for a protein of 676 amino acids. Lineage: Eukaryota; Metazoa; Mollusca; Bivalvia; Mytilida; Mytilidae.
AUAUAUGUUGUCUAAAGUUCAAUGACAUUUUUCGAAAUGGAAAACCAAAACUUUAGAAGAUAAAUAGGAAAAUGGAAAUGAAAUACUUUAAAAAGACUAACAGUCAGAAAACGGUAGGACUGUCAACAGAGAGAUGUGAAUCAUUGAAUUAUUACAAGUAUCUUUGCAAAAUUAUCGGAUCGAAAGAAGUUGUCAAAAUGAGGAGAUUAGCUCUAACUAUUACGGACAUGGGAAAGUUAAUGUCAUUUGGGUAUCAUUCAAUAACUAGCGGAAGCAAGGGUGAAGGACUUGAUUUCAAAAGCAGUGAUUUAGAUAUAAUGUUUAUCAAUUCUUCUUUUAAAGUGUAUGAAUCAGAAACAGAAGAUGUUCUUGAUCCUCGGAAAAUACCAUUAGUUAUGUAUACAGAGGAGACCCAACCAUGUUUUACGCAAUUACGUCUUCUAAAUCAUCAUUCAAAAUGCAACUACUUCGAGUUCUUGUUAUAUACUAUAGUUUUAAAUAAUAUAUGGGAAAAAAAUCAUAUUGGAUGUAUGCUUUCAAGUGAACAGUAUAAACUGUUCUUCUUGUCUAUUUCUCAACUAUUAGUUGCAAAUAUAAUGAAAAUUCAUGGUCCCUGUCUAACGGAUAUCAAAGAUCUAUCAGAUGUUGCAAUGUGCCUCAAAUGCGACAAAUGGAUAAAUCCAGCACAACCAUGGAUUAAAAGACCACGUACAGCAUGGCCUUCAGCUAAAAUUAUUUCCAAAAUAAUAUCUUGUGGAGUGUUAUUUGUUCCAAUUGGGAACAAAGGAUCCAUAAAUGAAAAUCUUGAAUGGCGGAUAUCAUUUUCUGUAGCAGAAAAGAUUCUAAUAUAUUCCUUCAGUCAUACACAAUUCUUGUGUUACGCUCUCCUUAAAGUCUUCCUUAAGGAGGUAAUAGAAAAACAUGAAGAUUUGAAAGGAUUAUUGUGUUCAUAUUUCUUCAAAACAAUGUUGUUUUGGAUUUUAGAAGAAACAGAACCAAAUUUAUGGCGACCAGAUAAUAUUAUUCCUUGUUUUAUGGCAUGUCUACAAAGAUUAAUGUACUGUGUCAGAUAUUCAAACUUGUUACAUUAUUUUAUUCCGGACAAUAACUUUUUCCACUCACGGUUCGAUGUAAUGAACAAAAAAAAGUUAGAAACCAUACUUGAGAAUUCAUACAAGCAAGGAAUUCAUUGUUUAGCGUCUUCUGAGACCUUGAAACAUUGUGAAAGACAAUCUUACAACAACACUCAAUUUUUAACAAGUGGAUAUCUUAGAAUAGUACACCAAACAUAUGCUUAUUGGUCAAAAUUAGAUUAUGUGGAGCUAAUACAUCUUUUAGUACACCAUUCCAAAACUAGUUUAUGUAGAGGUUUAUUAGCUUUAUAUUCAUCAAAGGCAUGCUGGCUUGCUCCAAAUACUUUAAAAUAUACUAGAAGAUAUAGCUCAGAAAACAAACACCAAUACUCUAGGUACAAACACGAUCUCAGUCAUUUGCUGAUUGGUGUACAAUCAGAAGCAGUAUCUGGAUGGCUGGUGUUGGCUUCUUUUCUGUAUGUUCAUAAAAAAUACUUUGCCUCGUUAAACGUUAUAAAUCAUGUGUUGCAGAAAUACACAGACAGGAGAAUUUUUACGGUAAACGUAGCUUUUGCCAUGUCCGCCGUACCAGAGUUCACAUUCAGCCAAAAAAAUGAGCUGAAUCUGAUGAAAAAAGAAAAACUUUAUACAGUUUUAAAAACAUUAACUAUGGAUCCUCUUCUUUUUCUCUGGAUUUCUUCAAUAAUUCCAGAAGAAUUACAACUAGAUGUUACAAACAAAGAUGCUUACUUCAAUCCUUUACCAUUUGCAUAUUUCCUCAAUUUCUUAUGUUACUAUCAUCUACAAGACUUUACAUCAUGUAGACAUUAUUUACAACAACUUGAAUCGUGUAUGUUUAACUUAGAUAUUUUUGCAAUUUUCCCUGACGCCAGUACAGUCAUUUUGAUUGGCAUAGCUAAACAGUUAAUGGGUGAGAAUUUCCUUGCUAAACUAUAUUUUCAAAUGGCUGAUGUUGCUGAUGUGUAUAAAAUGACCAGCGCAGCAAAAAGAUUAUCUAGUGUUAUCUGAAACUUGAAUGUCAAUUUAGAUAUUAGAUUUGUCAAAUAUAUGUAUUGAGAAUUAUGUAUAGAGAAAACAAAAUUAAAG